GCGACUCGCGAUACUACCCAGAUAAGGUAAUUCGCCAAGGACGGGAUGAUGGCAUGGGCUGCCGUAGUUUGAAACGGAAAAGGGAGGAUAUUGAGGCUGUUGCACGAGGGUACUCGACUCGAGCAACGCGAGCGACUCGAGCAGCGCGUAAGUAGACAUGGGCGAGUACAAUUACUAAGGACGCAUUCCAGAAGGCUGCUAGAAGGCCGCUAAGUAUCGUGAAACGCAGGCAGAGACCAGUCACCAGCACCGUUCGGGGUCGAAGACGAAGACAAUAUGAUGUCAACUUGAUUUAGGCAUUGUUUGCGGAGAGCGCGCGCUGCUUUCCAUCAAAAGGCCCGAAUGUAAUGUGGUUCGAAUCAGCCAUGCGACGCAUCCGAUGAAUUGCUUCUUGCAGGAUCAGGCAGGAGGGGCGCAUGCAAUGCGGUGUCGAGGGACAUUGUGCGAAAAGAAACAACAAGAUUUUGACCAGUGGCCGUCGCGCAUUGCCAUCUUCUCGCCCAAGGCCAGUGUAGAGGGCGUGAUAGGCAGCCAAAAGAAAAAGGAGGGCCGUAUCGCAGUUUCCAAUGGAGUGGAUGUAACAUGUGAAAAAUGCGCGAGUUCAGCAUCCAGUCAAUGGCGCACGACUAAUCAUGACGCGAUGAGUUUCUAAUAUAUGCUCCGGUAUUA
Messenger RNA from Bipolaris maydis ATCC 48331, 669 nucleotides. NCBI's taxonomy places the organism in Eukaryota, Fungi, Ascomycota, Dothideomycetes, Pleosporales, Pleosporaceae. The record is from RefSeq and is a predicted model, not a curated record.